AUGGCUACCCAAACAAAACAAGUAUUUUAUGUGACUAACCCUUUUGACAAAAGAUGGUUAAUAGUUCUCCAAGGAAAACAUGUUUCUAAUAGUGAUGAAAAUCAUUAUUUAAGUUUUGAUAUUUCUUCAACUCCUUUUUACGCAACACAAAUGCCUGAUUCAUAUGAAGAAGUUGAUAGAGAUGAUGUGCAUGCUAUUGGUAAUGAUCAUGAAGAAGGUUGUUGGGUUUGUGUUGUUGAUGUUCUUAGGUCAAUCUGGACAUGGGAAGAGUUCAAGGAAGCUGUAGCAAGUUAUGCUGUUCACAAUGGUAGGGAUUUAAGAUACCUGAAGAAUGAUAAGACUAGAGUCAGAGUGGGUUGCAAGGAAGGUUGUGGAUGGGUGGCUUUGUGUUCUAAAUUGCCACAUGAGGAUACUUGGCAGUUAAGAACAUUAAAUGAUAAUCACACUUGUAGUAGAGAGUAUAAUGUUAGGAUGUUUAAUACAAACUGGCUAGGGAAGAAGUUGUAUUCAACAGUUAGAAUUAACCCCAGUGUCAAACUGACUGCUAUUUGUGACAAAGUACAUGAAAAAUGGAAUGCUGGAAUGAAUAGGAUGAAAGCUUACAGGGCAAGAAAGGCAGCAUUAGAUAUGGUUGAAGGGUCUUUCAAGGAACAAUAUAGAAGACUUUAUGACUAUACACAUGAGCUACUAAGAUCUAACCCAAACAGCACCAUUAAGAUCAAUGUCCAAGCAACUGAUGUGAAUCCUACUGAAUUUGAACAACAACCAGAAGAUUAUGUUAGCAGGCCAUUACUACCAAGCUUCCAUAGACUUUAUAUGUGCCUUGAAGCUUGCAAGAAAAGUUUCCAAGUUUGUAGACCAAUAAUAGGAAUAGAUGGAUGUUUUCUCAAGGGCAACUAUGGUGGGCAGAUUCUUGCAGCAGUUGGGAGAGACCCCAAUGAUCAAAUGUUGCCCAUUGCAAUGGCUGUAGUUGAAGCUGAGACAAAAGAUUCUUGGGCAUGGUUUUUUGACCUGCUAGUUAGAGACUUGGGAGGACCAGAAGUAUGUAAGAAAUUCACUUUCAUUUCAGAUCAGCAGAAGGGACUGUUACCUGCAAUAGAGGAGUUAUUGCCUGGAGUUGACCAGAGAUUCUGUGUUAGACAUCUAUAUAGCAACUUUAGAAAAAGGUUUCCAGGCAAGCAAUUGAAGGAAUUAAUGUGGAGGGCAGCAAAGGCAACCUAUCCCCAAGCAUGGGAAAGGGAAAUGAGGGAGAUGAGAAAGGUUAAUGAGGAAGCAUACAAGCAUUUGUUGAAGAUUCCUCCUAGAUUUUGGAGUAAAUCACAAUUCAAAUAUGCAACAAAAAGUGAUGUUUUGGUUAACAAUAUGUCUGAAACUUUUAAUAGUGUUAUUAUUGGACCAAGACAAAAGCCAAUUGUAACAAUGAUGGAGGAGAUCAGAGGGUACCUCAUGGAUAGAUGGGCAACUAAUAGAGCCAAAAUUGAAGAGUAUGAUGAGUCUGUACUACCAAGAAUUAAGAAAGUUCUAGAAAGAAGGCAGGAAUUCUCAAGGUUUUUUAUAGCAAGGUUAUCAGGCAACAUGAUUUAUGAAGUGAGGCAUACUAGUGUGACUGGGGAAAAAUUCACAGUUGACCUCAAUAAGUUUGAGUGCUCUUGUAGGAGUUGGAUGCUGACUGGGAUUCCAUGCCACCAUGCAUUGUCUUGUAUCCUCAAUAGAUCUGAAGAUCCUACUGAGUACAUUCCUUCCUGGUUUAGGAAGGAGACAUACCAAGCUUGCUAUGCACCUCUGAUAUAUCCAACAAAUGGGGAGAACUUGUGGGAAUUGACACCAUAUCCUGACAUUCUUCCUCCCCCAUCUAGAAGGGCACCUGGGAGGCCAAAAAAGAGAAGAAAUAGAGAUGCUGAUGAAAAGAGGAAGGAUAGUACUACUGUUUCCAGAAAGGGCUUGCCAAAUAAAUGCUCAGCAUGUGGUCUAUCUGGACAUAACAAAUCAUCAUGUCCAUCUGCACCAAGACAGUCCAGCAAUGCAACCACUGCACAAUCUCAAAGUACCACCACUGUCCCCACCCAAACUCCCACAACUGCCCAAUCUCAAACACCCACAACUGCCCAAUCUCAAAGUACCACCACUGUCCCCACCCAAACUCCCACAACUGCCCAGUCUCAACCUACAAAUAGAGUUCAAAAAAAGCAGUCUCAAAAUGUUACCAUCCAAAGCCAACCAACAAGUAGAGUUCAAACAAGGCAAUCAGCAGUGACCCAAAAACAAGGAGUUCAAACACGCCACUCAAUCACAGUUGCUCAACUACUUGCCAUGAGGAGGGCUAGACAAGGACAAGGACCAACAGCAGCAUUUCAGCCACCAACAAGUCAGAGACCCAAGAUGCCUUAUAAAAGAAAAUCCAAAUAGGAUGUAACCUUGUUUGGUGCUUUUAGGGAUCUAAUGUUUUGAUUAUUUUGGGAUCUAAUGUUUUGACUGGUUUUUCUGUUAUGAAGUGUUUAAUACCAGCUAUCUAGUUAAGUACUAUCCUAUCUACUAUGUAACCUUGAUGUAAACUGGUUGAAUUUCUUUUUGGGAUCUAGUUAAGUACUCAGCUAUCUACUAUGUAAUUCUGUUAUGAAGUGUUUAAUACCAACUGACAAUGUUUUGGUUGAUUGAAUAUGCAAUGUUUUGGUUAUUUAUUGAUUUACUAUCUA
Molecule: messenger RNA, 2693 nt
Organism: Vicia villosa (hairy vetch)
Lineage: Eukaryota; Viridiplantae; Streptophyta; Magnoliopsida; Fabales; Fabaceae
Exons: 4
Coding region: 1-2406 (801 amino acids)
Molecular function (GO): zinc ion binding
Source: RefSeq, a predicted model, not a curated record